UUUAAACAGGUUAACGGUCUAAUUUACAUCGUGCAUUUAUCUGUAAUGCGGUCAAAACUAGGAAGGAAAAGUGACUUCUGCUGUUAGAUUGUAAACAGGCAGAAUGGGACAGACUUUAUCAGAACCAGUGACAACCAAAGAUACAUCCACGUGUAGCAAUCACUUGUACAAAGUAGCGUCUUCUUGUAUGCAGGGAUGGCGUAUAAAUAUGGAAGAUGCUCAUACACACCUGCUGUCACUGCCUGGUGAUAAGGAAGCUAGUUUCUUUGGGGUUUAUGAUGGCCAUGGAGGUGCUAGAGUAGCUGAAUACUCAGCCAAUCAUUUGCAUAGGAAAAUUCUCAGCCAGCCAGAAUACAGCCAAGGGAAUAUUGAAGAAGCUAUUAGGAAAGGUUUCUUAGCUCUGGACCAAGAAAUGAGUCAAGAUGAAACCAUGAAAGAAGAACUAGCUGGCACCACAUGCAUAUGCACAUUAAUAAAAGAUAAUAAAUUAUAUUGUGGAAAUGCUGGUGAUUCCAGAGUAAUAGCAUCAGUGCGAGGCAAAGUGGAUUUCUCUUCUAUGGACCAUAAACCUUGUAAUGAAUUAGAAACAAAAAGAAUUAUAGCUGCUGGUGGAUGGGUAGAAUUUAAUAGGGUCAAUGGUAAUUUGGCACUCUCCAGAGCUUUAGGUGAUUUUGUAUUCAAAAAGAAUUCAGAGAAAAGUGCAGAGGAACAAAUUGUUACAGCUAACCCAGAUGUAACAGUGUAUGAAAUAACACAAGAUCUAGAAUUUACAGUCCUGGCAUGUGAUGGCAUCUGGGAUGUCCUCACGAAUCAAGAGGUGGUCGACUUUGUACGAUCUCGGAUAGCACAAAGAGUAGAACCUGAUGUUAUCUGUGAAGAUCUGCUGACAAGGUGUCUAGCACCUGCUCCAGAGGUAGGUGGCCUAGGUUGUGACAACAUGACUGCCAUACUGGUCUGCUUUUUACAUGGUGGAACUUAUGAGGACUUAGUACUUAAAUGCUCCCGGCCAAGGCUACCUGACGUUGGGGAGCAAAACUCGGACUCAUCUACGCUGUAGAGAGUGAUUGUGAACAUGAUGACUGGUGUAAUCACCCAGUCAUUACUCCAUGGUUUUAUAUAGGACCAGUGCUGUGCCACCAAAACAUGGUUUGUUGUGAUUUAUUGGUUACUGGACUGGUGAACUUCUUAGCUGAAGAACUUGUGUAUCACAUACAGAGACAAUGUACGAAAGAUUGACAUAUAAUGUGGGGACAAUCAGAAACUGCAGCAAUGGAGGCAACAUUUUUUUACAUCUAUCAAGCUGCUGACCAAUCAAGAUUACUGCAGUGGAGUUGGAAUGCAACGGGAAGGUUUUUUUUUUUUUUUUUUUUUUUUUUUCAGGAUACUCACUGGAGGCCUAAUUAAUUGAUCUGAGGGAAAGGUGGGCUGGGAGAUAUUCAGAUUUUCCUGACUCUUAACCAACCACGGGUGACCUUUGGGGAAACUUGUGAUAAAAACAAAAAGCAAUGUGGUCAAUUAGGCUUUCUUCUUUCCUGCUAAUUAAGUAAUAACAGAUGGCAGUUGGGGUUUGUUGAAGAGACAGGGUUAAUCAAUAUAGGCUGACAAUGCCAUGUGAAUUUUUCCCUUUUUGUAUAAGAAAAAAAACUGUAUAAGAAAACAAAGUGUUUUCUUACGGAUUUUACUUAUUUUUUGUAAUCAUAUGGCACUGGGUCAGAAAAUAUACCAGUUACAGUUGUAUUGUGAAAGACACUAUUAAAUUGAAAUUUUGUUGUCCUGCUGAUAUUGUACAUGUAUAUGCAACAUUCUUUUGCAACUGUUUACAAAUAAACAACUUUAAGAAUAAUAUAACAAUAAGAAUACUUGGAUGGCAGCAUGUAUCAAAAGCUUAAAUGAAGAUGCUGCACUACUGCCUUUUGCUCUUAAACAAAUUGAUUUCACCUUGGAAUGUCAGGUUUGUUACCACUCAAUUUACUGGUCCUGUUCAUCUCCAGUUCUCUUGGCAAAGAUAGCCUGAAUUAACCAGGUUUGCAGCAUGGUCUAAUGCAUAAAUUUGAAUAGGUUUCUUUCUGUCUGUCUGAAAAAGAACCUGCAAAGGAUUGCAAUUCCGACUUUACUGGAAUUGUGUAAAUGGAAAUGUUGCUAAUACUUAGAAUUGGUCGCAUAUUCUGUUGUAAAGAAUAAUGUCUCAUUUUUGCUCUUUGGGAUUUAAAAGUUUGACGGUUAAUGAAUGUUGUUAAGUUGAUUGAAAUCCCAUUAGAGAAUUGCCAAUCUGAGAAGAUGGCUUUCUGCCAUGCACUGUGGGACAUGUGCUGGCCUAUCUGAUUAUCUGUUAUAAUAUUUUCUUAUUUUUAUUGAAUUUUUUUUAUUUAUUUUAUUAUUUUUUGUCAUUUAUUUUGUUUAUGAUUAAAGUGAUUGAUGGUCCAUGUUGAGGUUUGAAAUGGUUGACAUUUAUGAGGAGGGAGAUGAUUGUGAAAUUGUAAAAUAAGGAUGUUUAUCUAUAAAGAAUUAUAUACAUAUAGUUCAUUAUAUCUAUCAAGUACAUACAAUUUUUUUUUGCAAUCUUUAAAAUCAAAUGCAAAUAUUUAUUUUAAUUAUUCUACUUUAUUCUAAAAAAAAUAGAAUAUUCACUUGAGUAAAGUACAUAUGCACAUUAUCUUGUAUGUCAUUGGCAUGCAUGGGCCAAAAGGCUCAUAUUUUGCCCAGGUAGUAGUUUGAAUAUACUCAGCCAUGGAAUCCAGCCAAACAAUUGACUUCAUUCAACUCCUGUCAAUAUUCAAUUCUCAGGAUAACAAUACUGCUUAUUCAACUUGAACCAGGACUAUAUAUUGUUAUGAUUUAAGGGAGUGUAUGUUAUAAUUAAGGGAGUAUAUAUGAAGAUACUUCACACUCUUGGGUCUUUCCUUUUAGGUUUUUCAGUUUAUUGAUAUGUUGUUUUGUUAUAAAGAGGUUUUAUUUAAUCAUACUUGUCAUGUGUUUGAUACAAAGGUUGUUUAAUACCUCAAGCACUUUCACCAUUUAAAUUGUGGGUCGUGUCAUGAACUGUAAGUGCUGUCUUGAUGCUGUAUUAGACAUUGUGGAAGUACUGUGGCAUUUGGAUUUUAAUUAUUAGGCAGCUGAAAGAGAUGUUUGUGUUUGAUCUUUGUAAACAUGUUACUGUAUAAUUCUUGUUGAUGUUUAACACCAAGGAAAAAAUAUGAAAUUGUUGAUUAUCUGUUUUUGAACCAACCCAGAAACAUGAAUGUACAAAUUAUUAUUUAAUCACAUUACUUGCCAAAUACACAGGAA
This is a messenger RNA of Lingula anatina, 3285 nucleotides long. Its product is annotated as putative protein phosphatase 2C T23F11.1. The record is from RefSeq and is a predicted model, not a curated record. Gene Ontology annotation, molecular function: protein serine/threonine phosphatase activity; cation binding. Gene Ontology annotation, biological process: protein dephosphorylation. NCBI's taxonomy places the organism in Eukaryota, Metazoa, Brachiopoda, Lingulata, Lingulida, Lingulidae.